CUCCCCGCUUUUCCCUCCCCUGGCCCGUUCCCCUGUUCUAGGGCGGUGGUAGAACCCAGUUUUUUUCCCCCGAGCUUUUCAGCGUCGGGAGGGUCCCUCAGUCGCCUCUCGCCAUGGCGAGUAGCAGCGGUUCCAAGGCCGAGUUCAUCGUUGGAGGCAAAUACAAGCUGGUGCGAAAGAUCGGGUCGGGCUCCUUCGGGGACAUCUAUUUGGCGAUCAACAUCACCAAUGGGGAGGAAGUUGCUGUAAAGUUGGAGUCUCAGAAGGCUAGACAUCCCCAGCUGCUGUAUGAAAGCAAACUAUACAAGAUUCUGCAGGGAGGAGUUGGCAUCCCACAUAUACGGUGGUAUGGCCAAGAAAAGGAUUACAAUGUUCUAGUUAUGGAUCUUCUUGGGCCCAGCCUUGAAGACCUAUUCAACUUCUGUUCUCGCAGGUUUACGAUGAAAACAGUACUUAUGUUAGCAGACCAGAUGAUCAGUAGAAUUGAAUAUGUGCACACAAAGAAUUUUAUACACAGAGACAUUAAACCAGAUAACUUCCUAAUGGGUAUUGGGCGUCACUGUAAUAAGUGUUUAGAAUCUCCAGUGGGGAAGAGGAAAAGAAGCAUGACUGUUAGUACUUCUCAGGACCCAUCUUUCUCAGGAUUAAACCAGUUAUUCCUUAUUGACUUUGGUUUGGCCAAAAAGUACCGGGACAACAGGACAAGGCAACACAUACCAUACAGAGAAGACAAAAAUCUCACUGGCACAGCUCGAUAUGCCAGUAUCAAUGCACAUCUUGGCAUUGAGCAGAGUCGUCGGGAUGACAUGGAGUCUCUAGGUUAUGUAUUGAUGUACUUUAACAGGACCAGUCUCCCUUGGCAAGGAUUAAAGGCUGCAACAAAGAAGCAAAAGUAUGAAAAAAUCAGUGAAAAGAAAAUGUCCACUCCUGUUGAGGUUUUGUGUAAGGGAUUCCCUGCAGAAUUUGCCAUGUACCUGAACUACUGUCGUGGCCUGCGCUUUGAAGAGGCACCAGAUUACAUGUAUCUGAGGCAAUUAUUCCGUAUUCUUUUCAGGACCUUGAACCACCAAUAUGACUACACAUUCGACUGGACAAUGUUAAAGCAGAAAGCAGCACAGCAGGCAGCCUCUUCCAGUGGGCAGGGGCAGCAGGCCCAAACCCCCACAGGCAAGCAAACUGACAAAUCCAAGAGUAACAUGAAAGGUUUCUGAGCAUGGCGAGGAUGGGACAGAGCAGAGCAGAUCGGAGCAGGACUUGUCACUCCCCAAAUCCUAGAAAUUUUAGUUCAUACGUACACUUGCCAGUGGCUGUGGGCAACCAUUUACUUGGUGUAAAGAACUUAAUAUCAGUAUAAACUGGCUCUGGGCAGUGUCAAUGAUGCUGCACUUGGAGUUGUAGCAGCUGUAAUUGUGAAUAUUACUGAGAUAGUGAAACAUGGUGUCCAGUUUUCUAUUGCAUUUUUUUCAAGUGGAAAAGUUAACUAAUGGUUGACACACAAGUGGAGAAAAUUGUGCAUAUGCCAAUUUUUGUUACCUUUUUACUUUGAACUACACUGCUUUAUGAGAUCUCAUUGUUUUGGAAGAAUGGCAUGAACAGUCUUCGGCAACAGUUGUGAUAAUUGUAAAUGCUCACAAUUGUGCACUCUUUUCUGGUUAUUCCUCCCUGGGUUUUGAAAGUUGUACACUUAAAACAUUCUUAAAAGUUGUUGGCUUCUAUGUGCAACAUACCAAGCCAGCUGACAUGGUAGUAACCAAAGAUUCCAGUUUUUAAGCGUAUGAAAGACUCUGCCUGCUUACCUGUGCUAGAAAUAACAGCAUCUAAAGUGAAGACUUAAGAGAAACUUAGCGACUACUAGAUAAUCUUUAGGACUCUGCAUUAACUCUAUAAUGUUCUUGGUAUAAAAGGAAAAAAAAAAAAAGCAGCAUAUUUGUCACGAAAUUUAGUUAACAUCUUACAACUGAACCUGUAUGUAAGUUGCUUAGAUAAAUGUAAUCACUGUAAACAUCUAUAUGAUCUGGGAUUUUGUUUUUAUUUUGAAGCGGGAGCUUUUUUUUUUUUUGUU
Indicator indicator is the source of this 2062-nucleotide messenger RNA. RefSeq names its product casein kinase 1 alpha 1 (gene CSNK1A1). Lineage: Eukaryota; Metazoa; Chordata; Aves; Piciformes; Indicatoridae. The transcript has 11 exons. The coding region runs from base 114 to 1211 and encodes 365 amino acids. Gene Ontology annotation, molecular function: protein serine/threonine kinase activity; ATP binding. Gene Ontology annotation, cellular component: nucleus; cytoplasm. The record is from RefSeq and is a predicted model, not a curated record. Gene Ontology annotation, biological process: peptidyl-serine phosphorylation; negative regulation of canonical Wnt signaling pathway; signal transduction.